AAUGAGUGAACUUUAAAUUUAACUAAGUGAACUAUUAACAACUGUUUAGUAAUAGUGAUAAGUGAUGGCCAAUAGAGUGACUGGUACUUGCUGCACAGCAUCCGUGGAGCGGGCCGGCUUGCCGGGUCUGUUGAGAGAUCUGCAGAGAUUGUCUGAAGACCAAGACUCUGCAGACGUGGUGUUUAUACUUGGAUCGGCAGAAGAAAAAGUUUACGCGCACAAAAUUAUUCUUCUAGCAAGAUGCAAGAGCUUUCAGAACACAAAGCGCGGGGAGCUGUGUCGCAUCCCCGGCUGCACGGUGUCGCCAUCUGUCGGCGCGCACCCCACACCAAUACGCAUGCCACACGUCCAGCCCGAGACAUUCCGACUGUUCAUGCAGUACGUCUAUACGGGCAAGCUUUUACUCCAAGAUUCGGGAGUUUUCGAGAUGAUGACGUUAGCCGCCGAUCUAGGCGUUGAAGACUUGCGCGCGGCGUGUGAGGACCAUGUCACGUCUACGUUGAGCGUGGAAAGCGCUUGUACUUUAUUAGCGGCUGCGAUAGAAAUACAGGAUAGACCAGGAGGUAAAAGCGCGUCAUCAUUUUUGGAAAGGUGUAUAUCAUUCAUCGGAGAUAAUGCUGCUGAAUGUGUGAAGACCAAUGCUUUUCUAAACCUACCCAAGGAUGCACUCAUCAAACUUAUAUCAUCAGAUUUUCUGUGCCUGGAGGAGGAGGAGGUGUGGCGGUGCGCGCUGGCGUGGGCGAAGCAGCGUGCUGGCGUGACCCAGCCCACCGCGCACUGGACGGGCGAGGAGCGCGCGCGCGUCUGUCACCAUCUCGCGCCGCUCAUGACGCACGUGCGCCUGCUGCUCAUUGAUAGCGCCGUAUUUGCUGAAGAGGUGGAGCCGACGGGAGCGGUGCCGAUGGAGCUGUCUCUGGAGCGGUACCGGCGCGCGGCGCUGCACGCUCCACCCCCCGCGCCCCGCCCCCGCCGCCCCCCCGCUCGCCUGCCCUCCGCGCUGCUGCAUGACGAUGCCGCGCUGCGCUCGCUGCUCAGUACCUGGUGCGGGGCGGGGCGGGGGUCGUGGCGGCUGGUGUUCCGGGCGUCGGCGCACGGCUUCUCCGCGCACGCCUUCCACGCGCACUGUGACGGCGUCGCGCCGGUGCUGCUGCUGUUACAGCUGCAGAGAGGCGAGAUAAUAGGCGGCGUGUGCUCGUCCGGGUGGGCGGCGGCGGGGGCUGGGGGUGCGGCGGGGGGCUACAUACCGGCGGAGCGCGGGCUGCUGUUCGCGCUCGACCCGCCCGCGAGAUACCCGCUAGUCAAGCGACCCUUCGCGCUGUGUUAUCAUCCCGAUUGCGGGCCAAUAUUCGGUGCGGGCGCGGACCUGCUGGUGUCGCACCACUGCCACACCAACAGCGACAGCUACAGCAACCUGCACUCGUACGGCGACGCCCCCGCCCCCGCCUCCCUCGCCCCCGACUACAACUUUACCGUGCGAGACUACGAGGUCUUCACUUACAACUGACCCGCCUAG
Messenger RNA from Aricia agestis (brown argus), 1513 nucleotides. RefSeq lists its product as uncharacterized. The record is from RefSeq and is a predicted model, not a curated record. NCBI's taxonomy places the organism in Eukaryota, Metazoa, Arthropoda, Insecta, Lepidoptera, Lycaenidae. Gene Ontology annotation, molecular function: protein binding. The transcript is spliced from 9 exons.